AUGGCCGAGACUCCCAGAUCCGAAAGGUCGCAGACCAGGUUCAGCACUCCUGUCUCCGACCUUGACGACCACCGCCACCAGCAGGAAUCACUUCCACGCGCCCACGAACAAAGCUCCCGAAGAGGCACUCUGGCCAGUAUCGCUGGUAGCCCACAUCUCGCAGCUCUAAUUGCUGCUCAACAACUCGAACUCGGACAAGGAAUGAUUGCUCGCGACUUCGAGAAUGCUAUCGUCGACGACCAAGACGACGACAGCACUCGCUCCGUCCAUGAGACUCCCACAUGGCGGCGCAAUUCUAUCGGGCAGGGUGUAGGAAGGCAAACAACCAUUCGUCUUCCUCCACCUGCCUUGGAGGCCAAGUCCAGGAGCUGUGAAUCUUCCAGUUCAAGAUCGACCUCUCCUCCAAACUCGGUCGACGCUUUCGCCAACCCUCAAAGACGUCGUCGUGGCGAUACAAUUAGUAGCGACGCUCCGCCUUUCACUAACCUCAAUCUCACCAGGACCAUUUCUGGCGCCUCGAAGCAUCGUCGAUCGACUUAUGACGAUACCAAAUCGACUCACACUGUACAAUCACGCCACAGCUCUGUCCAAGACGAUGUUUGCUUCCCUCCUGAGCGUGAUCAGAGCAAGACUUACUUGAUCGAUUUUGAGGAACUUGAGGAGUUUGUUGCAGAGUCACACGAAAAGACCCCUGUCGCUCACCCAUUCCAACCUCCUUUUGGCAAGCAGAAAACUCAUAGUGAGCCAAAAGUAUUCCAUGACCUCCGCGCUUCCAAGACCAAUGCGAGCGACAGCGACGUCACGGACGAGAAGCUGGCUAUGGACCAAGUCAAGAAAGCAGACCUUUCUCCCGAGAUUGAGCUCGAGCGUGUUGUGUCGCACACUCAGUACCUAAACAGAUUCACCUUUUUCUCAUCUGAGAUUGAUGAGACUAUUCACGCACCCGAGUUGGGCGGUCUUCUCAUGCCUGGCGAAUCGUUCAGAGACUUGUUUGAACUUGGUCCGGAUGGUGGUGUCUGGUGGCUUGACAUGCUUAACCCCUCUGAGGAAGAAGUCACAGCCAUCUGCAAAGCAUUUGGAGUCCAUCCCUUGACUCGUGAGGAUAUCGCCACCCAAGAGACGCGUGAGAAGGUUGAGCUGUUCAGAUCCUACUACUUUGUCUGUUUCCGUUCCUUCUACCAGGAGGACAAGGAGAGCGAAGACUUCAUGGAGCCCAUCAACGUCUACACUGUCGUCUUCCGCGAAGGACUGCUGACCUUUACCUUCUGCAACAACCCUCACGCUGCCAAUGUCCGCAAACGUAUCGGUCGCCUUCGUGACUACGUCAACCUCAGUGCCGACUGGAUUUGCUACGCCUUGAUCGAUGACAUUGUCGAUGCUUUCGGACCCGUCUUGCGUGAUGUCGAGCAUGAGGCUGAUGCUAUCGAGGACAGUGUCUUCACUGCGCGUUUCGAGGAUUCUCGCCAAAUUCUUCGACAGAUUGGUACUUGCCGAAAGAAGGUCAUGUCUCUGCUACGCUUGCUUGGCGGUAAGGCAGAUGUCAUCAAGGGCUUCGCCAAACGUUGCAACGAGCAGUACAGCAUGGCACCUCGGGGUGAUGUUGGCCUGUAUCUUUCUGACGUCCAGGACCACGUCGUCACUAUGAUGAGCAACUUGUCACACUUCGAGAAGAUCCUGUCUCGUAGUCACUCUAAUUACCUUGCUCAGAUUUCAGUCGACAACAUCGCUCAGGGAAACAAGGCCAACUCCCUGCUGUCCAGAGUCACUGUCCUGGCUACCAUUCUGGUUCCCCUCAACUUGGUUACUGGCCUCUUUGGCAUGAACGUCCGUGUGCCUGGCAUGGAUGGGCCCAAUCUUGCCUGGUGGUUCGGCAUUGUUGGAUUCAUGGUCCUCUUCGUCGCAGCGUGCCUUGUCUGCGCAUGGAAGCUCGGCCUGCUCGAGGACGUCGUUCCCGAGCGCGAAGAUGAGCUGUGA
Aureobasidium musti is the source of this 1974-nucleotide messenger RNA. Lineage: Eukaryota; Fungi; Ascomycota; Dothideomycetes; Dothideales; Saccotheciaceae. The record is from the annotation of a GenBank genome assembly.